This is a messenger RNA of Lytechinus pictus (painted urchin), 2372 nucleotides long. RefSeq lists its product as uncharacterized. Gene Ontology annotation, molecular function: calcium ion binding. The transcript is spliced from 6 exons. Bases 529 to 1338 code for a protein of 269 amino acids. Lineage: Eukaryota; Metazoa; Echinodermata; Echinoidea; Temnopleuroida; Toxopneustidae. The record is from RefSeq and is a predicted model, not a curated record.
GUUUGUACGGUACUUGAUUUCAACGAUACCAUAGCUAGGGCCACUUAGCAACAUACGGUUUCAGCGUAAUCUCGCCGGCCGCGACUCGGGGCCAGGCACCGGUACCUGCGCUGCGCUGCAUGCACGUCCCGCCGCUCCUAGCCUGGUCGCGACGAAGACGGGUAUGACGUGACGCGGCAUCGCUAACAUCCAAUUUUGUUCGAGAUUGACUAUAUGAAUGGAGCCGAUUUCGGGCCUCUUGAGUGUGCUAAAUUGAGCAAACCAACAAAAGGACACAUCAUCUACGGUACCGUAACCUUAGGCCUAGGCUAGGCCUCUUUUCCCCUGAUUUAUUUUAAGUUCGAGGACAAUGUCAGUUGUUGAUGUCAUGCCAAGGCUAAGACGAGACAGCCUGUGAGUGUGAGUCCAUGAGAAGAGUUAAGACAAGAGUCGCAUGAACAGACUGAUACUUAAUUAGCAGCAGUAUCCACUCUGGUGUACUUUUGAUAAUCAUCAUCAAGAUCCAUUUCAUGAUUUCCCAUUGAGACGAUGCCAGGAAAGAAAAAGGGAAAGGGAAAGAAGAAGGGAGGAAAGAAAAAACCCAAGCUUACCAAGGAGGAGAAAAUCCAGCUUAAACUGAAUAAAGCAUGUGCCUUGAUAACAGAACAGAAAGAUGUCUACCAGAACUUCCUGGAUCGGAUGGACCGAUGGCUUGCUGCAAACAACCUGAAGGCUAAAGAACUAUAUCAGAGAUUUGACAAAAAUGGAGACGGUGUCCUUACUUUUGAUGAAUUCAAAGCAGGUAUGCUGGAUUUGGAUGCUCCUUGCAAUGCCAUAGAGCUUGAAGUGUUGGCAAGGAGACUGGACAAAGACUCGAGCAACACCAUUGAUUAUAGGGAAUUCUCCAAAGGUCUAUUCGCAAGUGAAAGUGAGAACGCAGAGGAACCCCCUACGCUAGUGACCAGACAAGCCUUGUGCCAUCCAAGUUGUAGCCUAGGCCAUUGGAGAGAUCACAUAGAGCGACAUCCUAGGUAUGUGCGUGUGCUUUUGCGGUCCAUCACCUUCGAUCACCUGAAGAUGUAUCCCGGCCACUUCAGCAAGGUCGUCCUGUCCCACUCCACGAUCCUGUCACUCUGUGGGAUCAUCAAGGAGGAACUAGCCCUCACCACCACCACCCUCCUCAUCUACCAUGACAAGACCAAGGAUGCCCUGGCCCUGGAUCCGGCCAGGACUCUGGAAGACUACGGCAUCAAGGGCAGGACAAGGGAGGAUCCGGAGGAGGUUCUCCUCUUCUACAACUACACCACAGAAUUCCAUGAUUGUUCGCUGCUAUCAGCAGAUUACUACUUCAUCAAAUGAUUGCCACCUGUUUUAUAAAAAAAAAAACAAGUGCUUGUGACAGUUGAGUCUGCAUUUAUAAGUCAAUGACCACGUUCUCAGAACCACCUCGCAUAGAGCGGUCUUUUUUAUGAGAACGCUCUUAGUGGGUCAAAUGUUUUGCUUGAAAUUUGAGACUGCAGCGCCCAAAAUGUUCAAAGAUCGUCCUGCAGAAUAGUUGUGCCCUCACCUACGCUUAAACUGGUUUAAAGAGGCAAAGCAGUCUUGAAAACCACGUCGCGAGGUUGUUUUUCCAAACUAGUUUGGAAGAUCGCUUGCAAGACUGUUUCAGCGUUCUCAUUACAUGUUAAACUAGUUUCCACUAAACUGGUCUCCACUAGUAAUAUAAGGACUGUAAUGAAAAGUUGCAAAGUUGAAACAAAUUUCCAGAACAGAUGAUGGAGAAUUUUGGUAACUAUUUCUAAGUCUAAAUUAUUUCUAUGAUUCAAAGAGAAUGCAUCUAUGCAGACUCUCCUGAUAUGUAGAUAUUUCAUUUGGCAAAGAACUAUACAGUAUGUGCAUGUGUGUGUGAGAGAGUGUGGGUUUGAAACAAUCUUAGAUGAGAAAGAGACAGAGACCAAGGCCAAGACAAAUAUCCCUGAGACAGAAACCACAAUAUAGUAGUAAUAACUUAACUUUAUAUAACACUUUUUGCCAAAGGAUACAAAGCGGAUCUAUUAUUACCCCAGCUAUAGUUCGAGCAACAGCUUUAUCAUCAGCGCUCAGUGCAUUUAAGGAGUCAGUCCUACCAUGUAUCCAUUCACUUCACCUUGGUUGAGUGCAGCACAAUGUGGAUGAAUUUCUUGUUACAGGGAAACAUGGCAUGGCUGGGAUUCAAACGCAUGACCCUGAGUUUUAAAGACUAGAGUCAGAACCAUUAUAUCACAACAUGCCCACGCUCGAUAUGUAUUCACUGUGAGUUCAUUAUGUCGUAAUGCUUCCGUCCAAUUUUUAUGAAAACUAUAGAUGUAUGUAAAAUAUGAUAUAUUUUUCUACGAUGCAUUAUUAUUAUUACA